This is a messenger RNA of Python bivittatus (Burmese python), 1302 nucleotides long. The record is from RefSeq and is a predicted model, not a curated record. Lineage: Eukaryota; Metazoa; Chordata; Lepidosauria; Squamata; Pythonidae.
CGCAGAGUCCUUCAGCUUCUAGCCGUCAAGCCUGCCCGCCUCUCCUUCGGGGUAUUCCGACCACGGCAGUUCCAUUUCCCAGGAUUUGAGAUCUCUCAGUUCGUCCUGCUUCCUGCCGCGGCCUCAGGAUCAUGACAUCAAAGCUGCAGCAGCAGCAGCAGCCACAGCAGCAGCUGAAUUCCUUGCCCAGUUAUGAGACCUUGAAGUUGGAACGGGCGCGCGAGAAGGUGCUCCAUGUGGAGCUGAACCGUCCUGAGAAAAGGAAUGCCAUGAAUGUCGCCUUUUGGAGAGAGAUGGUUGAGUGCUUCAACAAGAUCGCCCAGGACUCGGAAUGCCACGCAGUGGUGCUAUCGGGUGCUGGGAAAGUGUUCACUUCAGGCAUCGACCUCAUGGAGAUGGGCAGUGUGUUCGUGAUGGCAGAAGGUGACGACGUGGCCCGGAAGGCUUGGAACAUCCGUAAGAAGAUCCGAGACUAUCAGGAGUCGUUCACAGUCCUAGAGAAGUGUCCCAAGCCCAUCAUUGCUGCCGUUCACGGGGCCUGCAUUGGAGGAGGCAUGGAUCUCAUUUCGGCUUGCGAUAUUCGCUACUGUACCCAAGACGCUUGGUUCCAGGUUAAGGAAGUGGACAUUGGGCUGGCCGCCGACGUUGGCACGUUACAGCGUUUGCCACGGAUCAUUGGAAAUCGGAGCCUAGUGAACGAGCUGGCUUUCACUGCCAGAAAGGUGAUGGCCCCAGAGGCGGAGAGCUGCGGCCUCGUCAGCCGCGUGUUCCGAGAUCGGGAGACCAUGUUGCAGAGCGCCUUUGAUCUGGCCACCGAAAUUGCGAGCAAGAGUCCAGUCGCUGUGCAAGGCACCAAAAUCAACCUCCUCUACUCCAGGGACCAUUCGGUGCCCGAAGGCCUGAAGUACAUGGCUGCCUGGAAUAUGAGCAUGCUUCAAACCGAAGACAUCAUCAAGUCCGCCCAAGCUGCUAUGGAGAACAAGACCCCCAAGCAGGUGGUCUACUCCAAAUUAUAGAUGGCCGCCAGUGCCCGACCCGAAGCAAAGGGAUCGCUCUCUUGCUUUGCAGGGGGCUAAGCCUGGAUCCCAGCAGCCAGCAAGGCAGCAGGAACAAGUGCCUUUGAAUCACCCCACUGCCCACCCGUCCCUUCCAGCCCACGGGCCAAUUCUUUAGGGGCGCUUGGAAACAGAGUGCUUUUUCCCAAGCAUGCAGGUUAGCAGCAGAAGAGCAUAAUUCAUGUUUAACUAUUGCCAAAAACCUGAUUUUAACAAAGAUUAAAUAUGGUUUUAAUUAUGUGACAGU